AUGACCCUUGGAACGUUCAAGUUUUCAUGUCAUUUCCCCAACCAAUGGCAUCGCAGAACAGUGUUUCCGUUGCUACACUCCUCUUCUCUUCUUCCUCUCUCCUUUUCCCUUAGCCUCAAGCACCGCACAGAACCAGAUCUACAUGUGGACAUCAAAGACAACCAGAAUGGAGACAAAAUAUCACUGCACGAUAUCGAAAUAUCCAUAGCUCCUUUUUGUUCUGUGAAAGAAACUGAAGAGGAAGCCCGAGCUUCUCUUCUUUACAGUUACAAACCUGCUCUGAAUGGCUUCUCUGCUGUGCUUACCCCAGAAGAAGCCGAGAGGCUAUCAGAAAUGGAGGGUGUGGUGUCGGUGAGGAAGAGCGAACCAGAAAAUUCAUUGCAUACAACAAGGUCAUGGAAGUUUGUGGGCUUGGAAGAGCCAUUGAAUCCUUGGAAAGAAGAAGCCAUUAACCAACAAAACUUGCUCUCUAAAGCCAAUUAUGGACAAGAUAUCAUUGUUGGGAUGAUUGAUAGCGGUGUGUGGCCAGAAUCAAAGAGCUUCAGAGAUGAAGGGAUGGGACCUCUUCCUCAAAGAUGGAAAGGGAUCUGCCAAAAUGGGACUGCCUUCCCUUCCUCUCUUUGUAAUAGGAAGAUCAUCGGAGCUCGGUACUACCUGCAAGGCUAUGAAGCAGCAUUUGGCCCUCUCGACGAGAAAGAAGACUACAGAUCAGCUCGAGACAAAGACGGCCACGGAACCCACACAGCCUCCAUCGUUGCCGGCCGCACCGUCCCAGGUGCGUCGGCCCUCGGAGGAUUCGCUAACGGCACAGCAUCCGGCGGAGCCCCGCUGGCUCGGCUAGCCAUAUACAAAGCUUGCUGGCCAAUCAAAGGGCAGUCCAAGGACCUCGGAAACGCAUGUAUGGACGUCGACAUGCUGAAAGCCAUCGAUGACGCCAUCGAAGAUGGCGUCGACGUUCUAAGCAUUUCCAUUGGGAAUUCGAAACCCGUCCCUUACAGAGACGACUCGAUUGCGAUAGCGGCGUUGAAGGCUACGAGGAAGAACAUUGUGGUGGCUUGCAGUGCAGGCAACUCUGGGCCUUCGGGUCGGACUUUGUCCAACCCGGCUCCCUGGGUCAUUACGGUUGGUGCCAGUACUCUGGAUCGGACCUUUCUUGCUCCAAUUUUGCUCCAUAAUGGUACAAGAAUUGAGGGACGAUCAAUCACUCCAAUGCAAAUGAAAAGCAGCUUCCAUAAACUGGUAUAUGCAGGAGACGUUGAACAUUCACGCGUCCCCCAACAAAACUCAGGGUAUUGCUUGGAUGGUUCGUUGGAAGCAAAAAAGGUUAAAGGGAAGAUAGUGUUGUGCAUGAGAGGGAAAGGUAGCAGACUAGCCAAAGGCUUAGAGGUGAGAAGAGCUGGGGGGGUUGGUUUAAUUCUGGGAAACUCCAAAGCACUUGGGAACGAUGUACCAAGUGAUCCUCACUUUGUUGCAGCCACUGGUGUGUCGUACCAUAAUGCUCUCAAGCUUCUGCAGUAUCUGCGUUCGUCCAAUGAUCCCAAGGCUCUUCUUCUUCCUGGAACCACUGUGUUGAACUCCAAACCUGCUCCUCUUUUGGCCUCCUUCUCUAGCAGGGGUCCUAAUGUUGUUGACCCCUUUGUUCUCAAGCCAGACAUCACAGCACCAGGAGUAGACAUAUUGGCAGCAUGGACAGAAGCAGAUGGACCAACAAGAAUGUCAUAUAUAGACUACAGAGUGGUGAAGUACAACAUAUUUUCAGGUACUUCCAUGUCUUGCCCUCACAUUAGUGCUGCUGCUGCUCUUCUCAAAGCUAUGCAUCCAACUUGGACCUCUGCUGCUAUCAGAUCUGCUCUCAUCACCACAGCUAGCACAACAGACAACAUGGGAGAGCCAAUGAAAGAUGAAACAGGAAAACCUGCAACUCCAUUCGCAUAUGGUUCUGGCCACUUCCAACCCCUAAAAGCAUCAGACCCAGGGCUCAUAUAUGAUUCUUCCUACACAGACUACAUUCUUCACGCAUGUAGCCUUGGACAAAUCAAAGAAUUAAAUCUCAAAUAUCACUGUCCAAAACCAUUACCUGAUCCUAACAACCUCAACUAUCCAUCCAUUCAAAUUCACAGACUCAGAGGUACCAAGAAGACAGUGUUGAGAACAGUCACAAACGUUGGCAGCCCCAUGAGUGUCUACAAGUUCAGUGCUAAGUCACCAAAGGAAUACACCAUCUUAGCCUCUCCAAAUGCUCUGGAAUUUGAAAAUGUUGGCCAGAAAAAGAACUUCACCAUCACAGUGAUGGCAAAAAGAGGUCAAACACCUGCAGAGAUUGAGUCAGAUGAAGAUCAGUACUAUUUUGGGUGGUAUGCUUGGACUUACAAGCAUCACGUUGUUAGAAGUACAGUUGCUGUAUCUUUUCGAUAAUGUUUCUGAUAUUAUUAUGGCUGUUUCUUGGU
This is a messenger RNA of Prosopis cineraria, 2447 nucleotides long. Its product is annotated as subtilisin-like protease SBT5.6. Gene Ontology annotation, biological process: proteolysis. NCBI's taxonomy places the organism in Eukaryota, Viridiplantae, Streptophyta, Magnoliopsida, Fabales, Fabaceae. Gene Ontology annotation, molecular function: serine-type endopeptidase activity. The record is from RefSeq and is a predicted model, not a curated record.